CGCGGCUGACAGGCUGACCCGGAAGUGGAGCUGGAGUUUGCUGAAAGCCGUGGAGCGAGUUCUACAUGAAAAGAAGGUUAUUUUUCACAAACAAAAAUCGGCGGAGGAGCAGGGGGAGGUGGAGGUGGAGAUUUUCCUGCAGCGAAAAGCCAUUCAAACAAGGAAUUAGCUAUGCAAAAAAAAUUGCUUGGAUCUUUGACAGUGAUUGCUCUCUCCCGAUGUCUGUGUAGCCGCAGGCACCGUCGCACCACUCACUGGCUGUGAAAGAGGUGGAGGGUGCUCCAGACAUGGCAUCGUACAGCCCCGACUCGCUGAUGACUCUGUGCACCAAGUAUUGCUUGUGGAACCUGGAAGGAACACUGUGCUACAUGCAAGACAAUGAGACGCUGCGACUGCACCCUGAUAUCUUUCUUCCCAGUGAGAUCUGUAACCGUCUUGUCAAUAUGUAUAUGGACCUCGUGAAUACAGACAACAGCUUCCCCGUGAACUUCAGUUUCUUUAGUUUGUUCUCAGACCAUCGGAGUACUCGACUGACUCACGUACACUUGAGGGGGAUUCAUGACGAUGUCAUUCAGGAUGAGGACUUGUUGGCAUUUUCUAAACAAGAUCUCAUUGAGCUUCGUUUGGUAAACUGCGACAGACUCUCAGCCAAAAGCUUACAGACUCUUAAUAACUUCCGCAGCACGCUGGUGUCACUCAGUCUGUUUGGGUGCAAUAACAUUUUUUAUGAAGAGGAGAAUCCUGGCGGCUGCGAGGGGGACAACAGCCUGGUGAACUCCUCACGGCAGGAUCUUGUUAAGGACUUCACCUUUACUGGCUUCCACCGGCUGUGUUUUCUCAACCUGGGAUAUCUAACUGAGGGAGUGAACGUAGACCGACUCCUGCGGCCACUGACCAGUCUGACCUCACUUGACCUCUCUGGAGUUCAGCUGAAUGACAUCCAGUUCCUGCUACAGUGGCAGAAGCGGCUUGGGUCAUUAGUGCUGUACGAUGUGGACCUCUCUGAGGAGCACAUCUGGGUCCUCCUGCAGCUCACUAACCUCAGACAUUUAGACAUUUCUCGUGAUCGAACUUCCAGUUUCUACAAAUUCAAACUGACCAGGAAAGUUCUCACUGCCUUUGUGCAGAACCUUAAAAACCUCGUCUCACUAGACAUCUCAGGACACUUAAUGCUGGAUAACUCUGCAAUCUCAAGUCACGAUGAAGCCUUGGGCCCUGCAAGUAAUGAGCCACAAAAGAGUAGCAUUGAACCAUUCCGUGCACUAAAGAGAUCCUUUCAGUUCCUGGGAUUAUUUGACACCACAUUGUGCAAUCUAACACAUAUUCCUGCUUAUAAGGUAACUGGUGAAGCAAAUGAGGAUCAAAUUUUGAAUGCUAUUGAAGCUUAUGCAGAAUAUCGACCAGAGAUUGCUUCGCGUGCAAUAAAUCAUCUCUUUGAUAUUGCACGUAUUGACCGAUGUAUUAACCAGCCAUUGCGUGCUCUGCAGCUGGUGAUCUCUGCAUUGAAGUAUCACAAAUUUGACAAGAGCGUUCAGGUGACGGGCAGUGCAGUACUCUUCUACCUGACUGGCGCAGAUUACCGGCAAGAGCAAAGCAUCAAGCUCCGCCGCCAGGUCAUUCAGGUGGUGCUGAAUGGUAUGGAGUCCAACCACGAGGUAACGGUACAACGGAAUUGCUGCUUGACGCUGUGUAAUUUUGGUAUUCCAGAGGAGCUGGAAUUCCAGUACCGACGGGUGAACGAGCUGCUCCUUCGUAUCCUGAAUCAGACGCGGCAGGAUGAAUCCAUUCAGCGCAUUGCAGUGCACCUUUGCAACGCGCUGGUCUGCCAAGUGGACAACGACCACAAGGAAGCAGUAGGAAAAAUGGGAUUUGUUACGACAAUGCUGAAAUUGAUUCAAAAGAAACUGGCAGACAAAGUGUGUGAUCAAGUGAUGGAGUUUUCAUGGAGUGCCCUGUGGAACAUUACGGAUGAGACUCCUGACAACUGUGAGAUGUUCCUAAACUGCAAUGGAAUGAAGUUGUUUCUUGAGUGUUUGAAUGAAUUCCAAGGAAAACAAGAAUUACACCGGAACAUGCUCGGACUCUUAGGAAACGUUGCUGAGGUCAAGCACCUUCGGCCAUAUCUUAUGACCACACAGUUCAUCAGUGUCUUCAGCCGUCUCUUAGAAAGCAAUGCAGAUGGGAUUGAGGUGUCGUACAAUGCCUGUGGGGUUCUCUCACAUAUCAUAUUUGAUGGAGAUAAGGCCUGGACCAUCGCAGAACCUCGUCGGGUUGAUGUGAUGGAUCGGAUGUGGCGAGCAAUCUCCAGCUGGGAUAAAAAUUCAAGAAGAAACAUUAAUUACAGAUCAUUUGAGCCAAUCUUGCGUCUUCUUCCUCAGCAAGUGGCUCCAGUUAGCCAGCACUGGGCAACCUGGGCACUCUUUAACCUUACGUCUGUCUAUCCUGAGAAAUACUGUACGUUGUUGAUAAAAGAGAAUGGAAUUGAAUUGCUGAAGGGAGUGAUCGAGAGUGACACAGCUAGAUCAGAGACCAAAGACAUGGCAGAAGAGGUCAUUAAAUUCUGUGAGAACUUUAAAGAGGAGCGGAUGGACACAUCGAGCUAAAGGCUGAAGAUAAGCUAUUACCAACUGUCACUAUUUCCUGUCAGGCGUGGAAUCUAAGUAAACACUGAGGAACUUUAAUGUCCUGCUACAGUAAUGCAUCAGAUGCAUUAUAGGGAAGAACCUCUGUGCAUGACAUGGUGUCAAGAUGACACGCAGCAGAAUCAUUUGGUGUUGCACAAGAAAAUGUUAAUUCAUGUAAUUUUUUAUUGGAUAAGGAAUUAGCGUUUUCUCCCACCUUAACCCUUCUACCUUCUUAAUUUUUAAUCUCUUCUCAUUGCCUUUUAAGUCUCAUUUUCACCCCACCCCACCCCCAACCCUGGCGUUCCAGCUGUAUUCUUUCUCUCUCUGCCUCACUCUCUCUUUCUCCCUCCUCCUCUCUCCCCCUCUCUCUGUCUUUCUUUCUCUAUCAAUCUUUCCCUGUCCUUCCUUUUCAUGUUUUUUUUUUGUAAAUUGUGCUUCCAUGGUUAGUCUUGAAAAUUUUUUGAUUGUGAAAUCUCUUGGGCUGUGCCAGUUAAUCAAAAUGUCAACGGUUAGAAACAAAUUCAAUGGUUAUAAACUUUUAAGAAAAAUAAGGAGUAAUUAAUAAAUGAUUUGUUGUUGAGGCACCUGUUCCUGUAGAUGUGCUGAUCCUUAGUUCUUGAUCCACAACUGAUGAUAUGUUAACAAGCUUGUGAGCUCAGUCUUUAAGGCAGCACCAAAGUUGUUAGUUUCCAGUUCUAUAAUAACUAAAUGAAAACUAUUGAUAAAAUAAUAAUGAUAGCUUCCACUUAAAAUGUUCUUUAGUUCCAGUUUUAAUUAUAAACAAUGUUCUCUGUGGGCCUGCAAUAUUGAUACAGUGUAAUUAUAUCAGGAAUAUGGUGAUAUGACAUCAAGUAAGCUAUGUAGUUAGGGUUACACUCCUAAUUAAUGAUGGGCAGUUUGAUGUGUAAGUAAUCUUUGAGUUGAUUUAGGUAUGUAUUUUGGCUUUUUAAAUUAAAAUAAUUCUUUACAUUCUGGAUUUGCCAAAACAAAUUGAGAAUCAGCUGUUGCUUUGUGCCUUUUGUUUAUCCCCAGUCACCUGCCCUCCUCCUCCCAAGUUAUCUCGAUUCAAUCUGAGUUUGGAAGGAGUGAUGAGAAGUUGAGGGAAAGCUGACACUCUUUCUCUUGGUGAUCUGAUUAGUACCAUUUAUCUAAUUCGAUGAAUCAGGAAUCCAUAGAAAGCUUGUUGAAUCUUACGUCAGGGUGGAUCCAGAUGAUGUAUUACUGGCCUGUAUCAGCCCCAAAGCUGUGCAUCUGUUGUUGGCCAAGUCGCACUCCCAAGGCUUGUUGCAAUCACUCUUUAGAAAUUCCAUGAAAUUACAUAGCUUCCGUGUUUUUAACACACAAUGAAGAUAAAGAGCCAAUGCACCUACUGCUGUUACAUUCAGUAUCUACAAUGGAUAACCAGCAUCAAAACAGAUAUGGUAUUUGUAUUAACCAUCUAGUUAUUGUACAUAUUCUAAUUUUUGUGCGAAUCAUUUAAAGCUUACUUUGUUUCUGA
Molecule: messenger RNA, 4122 nt
Organism: Hypanus sabinus (Atlantic stingray)
Lineage: Eukaryota; Metazoa; Chordata; Chondrichthyes; Myliobatiformes; Dasyatidae
Gene: zer1
Product: zyg-11 related, cell cycle regulator
Exons: 17
Coding region: 288-2603 (771 amino acids)
Cellular component (GO): Cul2-RING ubiquitin ligase complex
Molecular function (GO): protein binding
Source: RefSeq, a predicted model, not a curated record